AUGUCUAAUCCAGAACUUGUUCAAAAGCAUUUUCCGGUAUAUUGUGUUUUAAGAGCGGCGGAAGAAUUAUGCUUAACGGAUCUAUUAGAAUACAUAGAGGAUCAUUUAUUAAAUAAUACGGAUGAAUUAUUAAAUCAUUUCGCAUUGAUUUAUAAAUUUGCAACCCAAGAUGAACAUUAUAAGGACUUUACAAAGUUACAAGAAUUUUGUUUAAAUGCGAUGGAAAGGGAACCUUCUAUCGUUUUUGAUUCUACGGAUUUCAUUAAUAUAGAUCAGGACUCUUUAAUCUCGCUACUUCAAAUGAGAUAUUUGAUUAGAAGAGAAAUUGAAUUAUGGGAUAAAAUCGUAGAGUGGUCAAUCGCCCAAGUUCCUUACCUUUCAUUAAUAAUUGAAAAUUGGUCCCCUGAAGAUUUUUCAAUAUUUGGUAAUAUCAUUUCACCUUUUAUUCCGUAUAUUAAUUUUUCUUUAAUACGACCAAAUGAAUUCGCUUCAAAGGUUAGAAUUUUUAGAAGAUCUUUUGGAGAUGAAUGCUACGCAAAAUUAUUGGAAUUACAUUUGUCUCAAUUGGACAUUGUAACCGCAACGCUCUUUCAAUCAUCACAGGAUAUUAAUUCAACCUUGAUUACACCCAAACAUGCGGCAUUGAUUUGUAGUUGGUUAACUAAUGAUGAAGAGUAUCAAUCAUAUAAUAUUCCUUUUGAGUUUAAUUUAUUGGUCAGGGGGAGUAGAGAUGGGUUUGGUCCCAAAAUAUUUCAUGAAAAGUGUGAUUUAAAGGGUCCGACUAUCACUAUUCUCAAGGUACUUCAUUCAGACGAAUUACUUGGUGGUUACAAUCCUUUAAAUUGGGAAGCUCAUCCCGAAGGGGCUUUUCAUAAAACGAAUAAAAGUUUUAUAUUUUCUUUGGGUCAAGAUGACAAACAUUCUUCAAAUUUAUCUUUAACCACUAUUCAUAGUAAGGUUAAGGAAACAAAAAAGGCAAUCUUUCAAUAUGAGGAUUACGGUCCUUGUUUUGCUUCUGAUCUAGCUUUGGUGGGAAAUUAUAAAGGACAUUGGGAGGGUCAUUGUUUAAAGAAAAAUUACGAGAAUAGAAUUUCUCCUGGCAAUUACGUUUUUUACGCUAGCGAUUACGAAGUUUUUCAAAUCGUCAGAAAAUUUCUUUAG
Messenger RNA from Funneliformis caledonium, 1161 nucleotides. Lineage: Eukaryota; Fungi; Glomeromycota; Glomeromycetes; Glomerales; Glomeraceae. The record is from the annotation of a GenBank genome assembly.